Fonsecaea erecta is the source of this 1890-nucleotide messenger RNA. RefSeq lists its product as hypothetical. The record is from RefSeq and is a predicted model, not a curated record. NCBI's taxonomy places the organism in Eukaryota, Fungi, Ascomycota, Eurotiomycetes, Chaetothyriales, Herpotrichiellaceae. The transcript is spliced from 2 exons. Bases 1 to 1890 code for a protein of 629 amino acids. Gene Ontology annotation, molecular function: actin binding.
AUGCCGUCCAUCCUCACCGAUGCUGACAAGGAGACGGUGAAACGGACUGUGCCCAAGGCUUCCAACAAGAUCCAAGCCGUCGCCGUCGCUCGUCUCUAUGUCGCUCACCCUGACAGCACCCGAUGGACCUAUACAGGCCUGCAAGGCGCCGCUGUCCUCUCGAACGACCUGGUCGGAAACACCUUCUGGAUCAAGCUCGUUGAUAUAUCUCCCGCAAACCGAGGCGUGAUAUGGGAUCAAGAAAUAUACGACACCUUUCAAUACAAUCAAGACCGCACAUUCUUCCACUCCUUUGAACUCGAACAAUGUCUCGCCGGCUUAUCCUUCGUCGACGAGAAAGAGGCCCGACAGUUCAAGAAAAAGAUGGACGAGCGCGAGAAAAAUGCCAGCAAACAUACAAAAGCCCAGCCAUUCGCAUCUGCCGCUGGAGGGGGCCAAAUACAUGUGCCUGGAAGUUCGCACAAACACCACAGCCGAGUUAGCAACUUGUUCCGUGGACACCGGCACAGCUCAGCCUCGCUACAACCGCAACCAAUUGCGCCCCAGCCGAUUUACAGCACCGGGCUUCCUCCUGCAGGCUAUCCACGAAACAAUGCAGACACAAUCGAUCUUUCUGAUCCUAGCUUGAGGCCGAUCUUGGAUGAACUGAUACAAAUGGGCAUCACGGAAGAUCAAAUCAGCCAAAACGUCGACUUUAUCAAGCGUUAUAUACAAGAGAAGCAGGCAGAAGGAGCGGCCAAUGGAUUCGGCUCGGGGAUACCGACAGUCACCGCUACUGAAUCAAGGUCAAGGGCUCCGCCACCUCCGCCUCCCUCUGUACCUCCAUCGAGGAUCAGCCCUGAAAAUACUGGCACUUCUUCCUCGAGCCGGAGAGGCCCUCCUCCAGCCCCUCCGCCAUCCAGAAGACCUGUCGGUGGGCGAGCACCAUCACCUCCUCGAUCAAGCUCUCCACCAGCAAGGGAUCCGUCUCCUCCCACAGCGAGUCCACAGCCCAGGUUCCGCGCUCCUCCACCUAUCGCAGAUGCCGGCAAGUUUGCCGUCAAAGAAGGUCCAGCACUGCACUCAUCCGGCCGAGCUCGAGCUUCUUCGGGUUCUCUUGCAAACCCGGGUCCUCCACCUCCGCCUCGUCCUCCCAAAACCCCGAUCGAGGAAGAACAACCCCAGGGUGGUUUGUUUAGAGUCCCUCCACCGUUCACUGGGGAACGCAAGUCUUCCGCGCCUCCUCCACCACCGAGUCGUGGACCUGUUCCUCCUCCGCCACCCAGUCGUGAGACACCAGCUCCUUAUGCUGGGCCACCACCCCCAUUACCGCCCAAGGCACAGACGGCGUCGCAUUCUGCAUUGUUCAUUCCUCAACCUCCACCGCCUCCACCAGCACGCAAUAAUGCGCCUCCUUUGCCGCCCCCGAAUACUCGAGCAGUCCCUCCACCACCCUCAGGGGCCGUUCCGCCACCUCCUCCCCCACCACCGCCGCCGCCGCCCAUGCCCUCAUCUGCUGGUCCUCCUCCGCCGCCUCCCAUGCCUUCCUUUGGUGGCCCACCCCCACCGCCUCCCAUGCCCAGCUCUUCUGGACCAGCUCCUCCCCCUCUUCCCCCGGUGGGAGGAGGCGAUGGCCGUGACUCGCUUCUGGCGGCCAUUCGCGGGUCAGGUGGGAAAGCUGGCGGCGGGCUACGCAAGGUCAAGGACAGUGAGAAACGCGACCGUAGUGCGGCCUUGGUGCCGGGAUCAGAGAGUAGUGCCUCUCCACCGCCUCCAGGGGCGCCAGGCUCGCCCUCGACACCAGCCGGGGAUCAAGGGGGUCUGGCCGGGGCAUUGGCAGCGGCGUUGAGUCAGAGAAAGAAGAAAGUUAGUGGCAGCGACGAUGAGAAGGACGACGAUGACGACUGGUGA